Messenger RNA from Camelina sativa (false flax), 759 nucleotides. The record is from RefSeq and is a predicted model, not a curated record. NCBI's taxonomy places the organism in Eukaryota, Viridiplantae, Streptophyta, Magnoliopsida, Brassicales, Brassicaceae.
AUGGACAUCAUCAGUACGCUAUCGGAUGAUUUGCUCUUGAAGAUUUGUUCACUACUUCCUACCAAAGAUGUAUUCGCCACCACGGUUUUGUCAAAACGAUGGAAGUUUCUUUGGGAGAUGAUUCAUAAACUUGAUUUUGAUGACAAUUUCGAGCGUUGCAUCAAUGAGGAUUCUGUUAAUGGCAUCCCUUCCAGUUACGAAAGAUUUCUUCAGUUUGUUGAUAGGGUUAUGGUGUUGCAUAAGGCUCCUGUUAUAGAUACUUUGAAGUUCAAAGUUGGUCCCUGGUGCAACUCUGAAGAUAUGGCACAUUGGAUGAGAAUUGGAAUAGUUCGCCGUGUGCGUCAACUUGAACUUGAAAUUUCUCAUUCUGUUGAUUAUUACGAGUAUCAUGAAUCGAUCGUACUGCCGAGGAGUCUCUAUGUGUAUGCGAAGCUCGAGGUCUUGAAACUCACUAAUACCAUUCUUUUGGAUGUUAUCACUAAAGAUGUUCGUCUUCCGUCUCUGAAAUCGUUACACCUUCUUUGUGUAAAGUACAAAACCUAUGCAUGUCACUGUAGGCUUUUGUCAGGUUGUCCUGUGCUAGAAGAGUUGGUUAUGGAUAAAAGUGAAAACAGCUCUCUGUCAUGUGUCUGUGUUCAAGUUCCUUCCUUGGAGAGAUUAUCUAUCCUCGAUACGUCGGAUGACGAUUGUGAUUCAAAACUUGUGAUAGAUGCUCCAUAUUUGAAGUACUUGAACAUUGUACAUAUAUGUAUCUGGUAA